AUGCCAGUCUCUUCUACUACUACUACUACUACUACAGACCCCAGUAGCACCAAACCAACCACCACUCCAAUAAACACAGCAAACAUCACUUCUGACCCCUGCAGUGUCUACAGAAAUUUCUCCAGUAACGGAAGAAACCCAAUUCCAUAUUACUCCUACAGGGGUGUCUAUGAUGACACUCUCGUUGAAUGGAACGGCUGGUACCGGCUGUAUCUUCAGGGAAGUAGUGCUCAGAUUCCUGAAUUGCACUGGUGUUCCAGUUACAUGGCGUGUGGAGGUUACGCAGCACUCUUACUAGAUGGACCUCAUCCACUCCCAGAGGACGGCAUCGUCACCAGAGACAUCUAUGGAUUCUAUCCAGAUACCAGUGAUAGUAAACAGUGCAUUAAAAACUCAAGAUCAAACCCAAUCCAGGUUAAGGCCUGCCCAGGAAAUUACUACGUCUACAGACUCGUCAAACCAACUGUAUCCCUUCCAAUGCCAACAUACUGUGCAGUUGUUGUCGACACUCCCAGUUAUGACCCCUGCAGUAACUAUACUUCUCUGGACCAAUCAUGGAGAGGCACUAAUGAGACCGAAGGGUCCAACUGUGACAGAUCCACUAACUGGAAUGGAUGGUACAGGCUGCUGUAUAAGGGGAUGAGCACCCAGAUGCCAGAGAGCUGCGUCAAUGUCUCCAGAUGUGGAACUAAUGUUCCUCUGUGGCUCAGCGGUUCUCAUCCUCAGAUAUCUGAUGGAAUAGUCACUCGUGGGAUCUGUGGGAAUUAUGGAAGUGACUGCUGUUACUACAGAUCAUUCCCAAUUCGAGUCAAAGCCUGUCCAGGAAACUAUUACGUCUAUGAGUUUGUCAAGACAAGUUUCUGCACUGCAGCUUACUGUGCAGGUGGACGUCUUCGAUGUCCCCCGCGGAAAGAGUCGCCAGUUGCACGAUGUGAAGACCAUCAUGCCAGUCUCUUCUACUACUACUACUACUACUACUACUACUACUACAGACCCCAGUAG
Molecule: messenger RNA, 1002 nt
Organism: Astyanax mexicanus (Mexican tetra)
Lineage: Eukaryota; Metazoa; Chordata; Actinopteri; Characiformes; Acestrorhamphidae
Product: uromodulin-like
Exons: 5
Coding region: 1-1002 (333 amino acids)
Source: RefSeq, a predicted model, not a curated record